GCGCACUUAAAGCGGGGCCUGACAUACAGUGUUAAGUGUUUGCUGCUGACGUUUCCUGUCUGCAUUCUUUCAGCUCAUUGCUAUGGACAGUGCUAUCACUCUGUGGCAGUUCCUCCUUCAGCUCCUCCAGGAGCCUCAGAAUAAGCACAUGAUCUGCUGGACCUCUAAUGAUGGGGAGUUCAAGCUUUUGCAGGCAGAAGAGGUGGCCCGUCUCUGGGGGAUUCGCAAAAACAAGCCUAACAUGAAUUACGACAAACUCAGCCGAGCCCUCCGAUACUACUACGUUAAGAAUAUCAUCAAAAAAGUGAACGGUCAGAAGUUUGUGUACAAGUUUGUUUCUUACCCAGAGAUUUUGAACAUGGAUCCUAUGACAGUGGGCAGGAUUGAAGGGGACUGUGAAACUGUAGGCUUCAAUGAAGUUAGCAGCAGUUCCAAAGAUAUGGAGAAUGGUGGGAAAGAAAAACCACCCCUGCCUGGAGCCAAGACCUCCAGCCGCAAUGACUACAUCCACUCUGGCUUAUAUUCUUCGUUUACUCUCAACUCAUUGAACUCCUCCAACACGAAGCUUUUCAAAUCCAUAAAGAUUGAGAAUCCAGCUGAAAAACUGGCAGAGAAAAAAUCUUCUCAGGAGCCAACCCCAUCUGUCAUUAAAUUUGUAACAACGCCUUCCAAAAAGCCACCAGUCGAGCCGGUAGCUGCCACCAUUUCAACUGGCCUCAGUAUUUCUCCAUCGUCCGAAGAAACUAUCCAAGCAUUAGAGACAUUGGUUUCUCCAAAACUGCCUUCCCUGGAAGCCCCAGCCUCUGCAUCCACUGUAACCACCACUUUUUCCACCACCCCUCCUAUUUCAUCUAUAUCCCCAUCUCUGCAGGAUCCUUCUAGAACACCUUCACCACCCCUGAGCUCCAACCCGGACAUUGACACAGACAUUGAUUCUGUGGCUUCGCAGCCAAUGGAACUUCCAGAGAACUUGUCCCUGGAGCCUAAAGACCAGGAUUCAUCUUUGCCAGAAAAGGAUAAAUCAAGUAGUUCUUCGAGAUCUAAGAAACCCAAAGGAUUAGAACUGACACCCACCCUUGUGAUCACAGGCAGUGAUCCGAGCCCACUGGGAAUAUUAAGCCCAUCUCUCCCUACAGCUUCUCUUACACCAGCACUUUUUUCACAGACGCCCAUCAUAUUGACCCCAAGCCCCCUACUCUCCAGUAUCCACUUUUGGAGUACUCUCAGCCCUGUGGCUCCCCUGAGUCCAGCCAGACUGCAAGGUGCUAACACACUUUUCCAGUUUCCUUCUGUGCUCAACAGUCACGGUCCAUUCACUCUGUCUGGACUGGAUGGACCUUCCACCCCUGGUCCGUUUUCCCCAGACCUACAAAAGACAUAACCUAUGCAUCAGUGGAACGAGAGAGCCGAGGAACAAAGCAGCAAAGAGUUCAACCUGAUUACGUUUGAACUGACUUGUAAUUGAGAAGAGAAGCCCCCGCCUGCUGUAGGACUUACAGGAUCUCUCUCACCAGGUUAACACCGGGGAGAAGUAUAACUGUUUGUGUCCUAGUUUGGAUAUGUGCUAAUAACUUGUCAGAUGGUCUUCCCCAGUGCUCUCUGCUGAGGAGACAGGUACUUUCUUGUUUAUUUUCCCCUUUGUUUAUUUUAUUGAAACCUUGUAUCUCCUGAUAUCUGGUAGCCACCUCCUGUAACUAGAUACCUACAUAAUGCCAAGUGCACACCUCCCCAGUUAAAUUACGAAGGAGACUUUCAAAGUGUUAAAGUCACCUGUUUUGCUUUCUUAAAAAAAAAAAAAAGAAGAAGAAACUGCCAAUAUUUGUUAACAUUCACACAGGUGUUGACACAGCUGGAGAGGAACCACCACACCACUCAGCCGAGCAGUCCGACUUACCUGGAGGAAACGUAGGGACGUCGAUUUAGCUGCAGGACAGCUGCAGCCAGAGCCUUGAGUUCUCUCUGUUGAGAGAACUUGAGUUCUUGAGUUCUCUGCGGCAGAGAGACCAACAGUUGAAGUAGGUGGGGCAAAGGAUGUGCUAGCACUUUGAGGGCUUUAUAUGCUGCUUCUCAGAGAAAAAAGUGUAGCCUGUACUCAGUGCAUCUCCAGACAUAGUGGGGCUGUUCUGAAUAACCAAGCAGGUGAUCGUUUUUUCUAUCACGUCCCAACUUU
This is a messenger RNA of Tupaia belangeri chinensis (Chinese tree shrew), 2170 nucleotides long. It is a transcript of the gene ELK4, whose product is annotated as ETS transcription factor ELK4. Gene Ontology annotation, biological process: regulation of transcription by RNA polymerase II; cell differentiation. Gene Ontology annotation, molecular function: sequence-specific DNA binding; DNA-binding transcription factor activity, RNA polymerase II-specific. The record is from RefSeq and is a predicted model, not a curated record. The transcript has 5 exons. NCBI's taxonomy places the organism in Eukaryota, Metazoa, Chordata, Mammalia, Scandentia, Tupaiidae. Bases 83 to 1381 code for a protein of 432 amino acids. Gene Ontology annotation, cellular component: nucleus.